UCAACAGUGUUGGAAACGGUGCUGUGCGUGGGAAACAGUGACCUCAAUAAGCUCACUGGUCGGAAACAAAGAUGUAGAUUUCGAAUGACUGAUCGGAAGUCAUAUGUUUUCAGUCGGCGCGAAUUUGGAUAUUACAGCUGCUUCUAUGAGUGCUAAGGAGUGUGAUUCAUUCAAGGUUCUGAAGGAGUGUGCACGGAAUAUAGACAAAAAAAUAGUACACUUAGAGAGAGAGCUGCUUAGCCCUAGCCUCUUUGGAGAUCCCCUGAAGGCUACAGCAUCAGAGGAAUUUGUAGACCAGCGCAUUGAGGAGGUUAUUGAUAUCAAGGAAAACCUCAAAAAACUGAUUGAAGAAACAAAACAUAGCCUAGAAGUUCAGAAAAAAUUCAAUGAACAGUUGUCUGCAACAAAGAAUUCACUGAUCCAGCAAGUAGAGGAGACAGAAAGCCACUUACAGAAAUAUGGCUAUAAACCUUCACAAAAGAACUACAGAGAUUUACUACCUUAUGAAGAAGGAGAAGAAGAAUCCUGUGAUGGAAGCAAGAAUAUCACUGAUGAUAGUUGUGUAUCUCAUGAGGAUGAGGUAACGAAGGAUUUUGAAGAACUGAAUCUAAGCUACAAGGAAUGCCUCACACCAUUUGUAUCUGUUGCACAAUCAAGAAAUAACAAUGUAGUAUCAAGUAACCAACAUUUCAUUCCUAGGAAACUGGUUGACAAUGAGUCUACAGUGUCUGAAAGUGCCCCUGAUCAGACAAUAAGUGCCAAUGAUAUUAAUGAAACUACUGGAUAUUCUGAAACAUUCUAUGCACUGGAGAGAAAGUUUAAAAUGUAUAAACUUCAGAAAGGACGUGAAUCGCCAUUUUAAAAUGUUACAGUUUUUUUAGAAUUAAAGUGUUUUUCAGUGUGUUGUUUACACUAAUUUAAAUCAUUAGGCACUGCAGAGGCGACUCGGAUCUAUCACAGUAUAUCAUUAGCUGUGACUAUGUGACAAUUUGACCUCUCCUCCCACUCUACAGGGCAGUUCAGAUGGACGAGACUGUUGCCUGUAAAUUAAAAUUACUGGCAGAAAGCACUGACUGACUGUCUUCUUAUCUGCAUACUCCUUCAGGUGUUUCCCCUCAAAAAUAACUCUUCCACUGCAGCUAUGUAACAGAAUUAGUGGGCGUAGGAACUGACUAUUCACUAGGAAAACACGUUGUGUAAACCACUAUAUACUUUCUGAAACUAACUCUUCAAAAAAUACAUGGUGCUCAAGUCUUUUACCACAAUUAUUUGUGAAAUAAUCCAAAGAUUUUCCCCUCACUGUUGACAUCCAGAGCCCACACUCACAAUAACACUGUAUUCUAAUGGAGUAGUUUCAAUUUGUCAGAAAAGUUCAUUUAAUAACUUGCCCAAAAGAGAAUUCUUGAAAUCAUAAAUUCAAUAAAGGUUCUUAUUGUGAAAAGAAUCCACUCACCAUGCAGUAAUAUACGUUGAUAUUACCAUGCAGUAAUACAUGUUGAUAUUACACAAGAAACAGUUCAUAAGGUUUAUUGUUCCAGCUACUAGACAAAAUUUAGAGUCCAAAAUAGAGCGAGAAAUUCUAAGUUCAUACACAAUACAUUUUGGAAGGUAGUGCUCAGACUAAUGCAGUGACAGAAUCCUUAUACCACUGCAACUCUCCUCUGGCCAGUGAGGGGCACAACUUUUCUCUGGCAUAGCAGACGACAGACAGACAUCUGUCUUCAACUCACUUAUGGUCGUUUUCAACCCAACCAAAAUGUGAUCCAUCCAAUUAACAAAAUUGGUCAUAAUGUUUCCCAUUUGGGUCUCCACUACAGCAAUAUAAUUUUUAAUAUUUGGGGAAGUCCUGCAAAAAGUACAGCUGUGAUCUUCUGGCAGAAGCACAAUGAUUCAUUAAAAAUGUGGCGUGGUCAUCUGUGGUUGUGGAAAGAACCUGUAAGAAACAUUAUUUCAGCUGAUUUAUUAACUUCAGAUAGUUCAAAAACUACAUAUCCCUUUGAGUUCCUGUAAUGAAGAAUAUAUCAAAAUAUCUAUACCGAGAGCUUCAGGGUACUUAAUCUGAAAAGGUUUUACCAUAUUUAGAAGAAUGAUUAAUUUCUUUAAUUGCCAUAAACACAUUUUAAAAAAGCACUGAUAUCUCCAAAAGUGAAUGUUAAAUUUUGAAGAAACUUUGCAAAAUGUGUUUCUUUGUUAUGUCCCAUGCUUUGACCAUAUUCUAUUUACUGUAUGAGCUUUCUUGAACAAUCGAACAAACACUGGCCGCCAUGUCAACCUCAGCCCUUAGGUGUCACCAGAUUGAGGAUACGGAGGGUCACAUGGUCAGCACAGCACUCUCCCGGCUGUGGUCAGUUUUCAUGACUGGGACCACUGCGUUAAUCAAAUAAAUCCUCAACUGGCCCUACAAGGGCUGAGUGCACCCAGCUUGCCAACAGCGCUUGGUAGACCUGGACAGUGACUCAUCUAAAUGCUAGCCAAACCCAACAGCACUUCACUUUGGUGAUCUCACAGGAACCGGGGUUACCACUGCGGCAAGGCUGCUGGCACAAGCUUUCCUGAGCAGCUCCAAAAUGAUAAAAUGGAUGAUCAACAGGCUGUGAUGUUAUCACUACACUUUCAGUGUGGUCGGCUGACAGAGCAGCUAGCUGUGUGUCUAAAACCUGGUGGUGGCUGGGAGGAAGUCUAUCACUAGCUUCCCUAUAGUACAUUAUAGUGUCUAUACAUAUGUUGAAAAUUUGUAUGUUAAACCAAAAAUAUUGGCUCUAUUUUUAUGAUGUCAGGCUGUUACCCAUGUGAGUUAUUGAUUUGUUCCUAUAUAGGUAAAUCUAAGAUUAUGAAAUCUUUGCUUACCUAAUCAAAUAGUUUGCUUGUAGUUUCCUAUUUAAGUUGUUGUUAUGAAGUUUGUUGCUGUAGACAUGUUAUAGACAUGUUAUGUUACUAGCUUGAUCCUAGCUUAGCUUUCGUUGCUUGGUAGGUACUUACUUGGCUCUUACCAGUUUAUAUUAGCAGUGUGGUAUGUUCACCUUUGUACAGAAAUACUUUUUGUGAGACAGAUCGUGACAAAUACUUAUAUUUCCAGUUUGGUAUGUUCACCUUUGUACACCAAUACUUUUUGUUAACUGGCUGGGAUAAAUAUUUUAAAGAUAUGAAAUUGCACAGAAUCAUAAAGGGAUGUGUGGAAAGAUUUGAAAUUUUCUGUUCAGAUGAUACUUACAAUAUUAUUUUAUUUGUAGUUACUUUGUGUCUCAGUUACUAGUGUCUGCUUUUUGUACUACAUGCACAAUAUAGCCUGGCCCCUUUCAUGCAGAUCUUACUGCAAGCACACAGUUGUCACCCAGCAAUUGGGCUGCUGUGGGUUGAGAGGUGUGUGAGUGGGAUUGUGAAGUCAUGCUUCUUCCAUGCAGGGCAAGAAGCACACUGGAAUCAACAUUGCAUUGACAAUGUCUAUUGCAGUUUUACAGUGUGUUCCAUUGACAAAAUAUAGAAACAAUCCAUAUGACCUGAAGUCAUUCAGCUUCCACAGAUUCCUCCAAUCUCAAAAAAUUGCCAAGUUAUAUUGGUCAUGUAGUAGAAAGUGUGUGUGUGUGUGUGUGUGUGUGUGUGUGUGUGUGUGUGUGUGUGUGUGUGAUAUCCGUCAAUCAUCUGCUGGUGGCAGUAGCCAUUUUAAACUUUUUGUUUGUUUCAAUUCUGGUAUCUUUUCUUGUACUGUAAAACACCUACAGUUGGUAGUCACAUACCACAAAUUUUAAAAAUCUUGUUUUCUUCAGUUUCACUGUUUUUAUCAGUAAUAAACCUGCUUUCUUUGAGUGUUGUUGUUGUUGUUGUUGUUGUUGUUGUGCUUUCUUUCUGUCCGGAUUAUAAUUUGGAAGAUCAUGUCUGUUGUAAGACAAGAUGAAAACUACUUUAUCUGAUAAUAGAAGAGUUUUUGAGAGUGUGUCAAUUUGUUUGUGUUUCGUUACUAAACUACCUUAAUCAUACAUCUUUAGCACUUAAGAUGCUGAUCUUGUAGGCAGUUGCCAGUACCUGUGGAGUGGCUAAAAUCUGUUCCUAAAAAUGAAACUCCAGAUAGCAAUAUCAACAGUAUAUGGUACUUACCAUACUUACCAUAAAGAUAACACUCUGAGUUGCAAAUGGGCACAAUUAAGAGACUUAAAACAUAAGCUCUUAGCCACAGCCUUUGUUGAAAAAAGAGAAACACGCACCAUUGAUUCACACAAGUAAGCACACCUCACACUCACGUGACCACCAACUCCAGCAGUUCGGGCUAAGCUGCUGGAGUUCGCAUUCGUGUGUCCAUCGGGUGUACUUGCUUGCAUAAAUGAACUGUGUGUGUUUCUCUUUUUCUGCUAAAGGCAAUGGCCGAAAGGUUAUGGGUAAGUGUCUUUCAAUUGUGCCUGUCUGCAACUUAGUGUGAGGUAAUACUUUAUGUUAAGUAGCAAUCUGUCUUCUCUACAUUGUUAAAAUCUGUUUCUCUUUGUGUGUGGGUGUAUGCAUGCACAUGCAUGCAUAUGUACAUGUUACUAGUGUUGAAACUGAAUGCACAGAUGUAACUUCAUUUUAGCUGUAAUUACUGCAGAAAAAAAAUUGAAAAAAAUUCUUGUAUUAAAAUACAUAAUCAAUCA
This is a messenger RNA of Schistocerca americana (American grasshopper), 4619 nucleotides long. RefSeq lists its product as uncharacterized. The record is from RefSeq and is a predicted model, not a curated record. Lineage: Eukaryota; Metazoa; Arthropoda; Insecta; Orthoptera; Acrididae. The transcript is spliced from 4 exons. The coding region runs from base 104 to 862 and encodes 252 amino acids.